Molecule: messenger RNA, 639 nt
Organism: Gigantopelta aegis
Lineage: Eukaryota; Metazoa; Mollusca; Gastropoda; Neomphalida; Peltospiridae
Product: glycine-rich protein 23-like
Exons: 3
Coding region: 148-519 (123 amino acids)
Source: RefSeq, a predicted model, not a curated record
AUAUGUCUAUUAAGUACAAAAAAGUGACGAUGCAACCAGGAAACUAAAUCCAUCAAAGCUAUCAACUUUUCUCUAUAAAAAUCGCCUCAGAAUUCCACUUCAACACACAUCUUUACAGCAACUAGUCGUUCUGACCAAGCCUUCAAGAUGAUGAAAGCCAUAAUUCUCGCCUUUGCGUGUCUGUACGUCGCGGCCGCCAUGAAACAAAUGGUGCCAAUCGUGAAACCCAUGGUCUUCAAACACGUCAAACCCGUUGUCGUUGGAUUUAGAAAAGCAGGCUAUGGAGGCUAUGGCGGCUAUGGAGGCUAUGGCGGCAUGGGCGGUUAUGGAGGUUGGGGAGGCAUGGGCGGCAGUGGAGGCUUUGGCGGCAUGGGCGGCUAUGGAGGAUGGGGAGGCAUGGGCGGCUAUGGAGGCUGGGGAGGCAUGGGCGGCUAUGGAGGCUGGGGAGGCAUGGGCGGCUAUGGUGGCUGGGGAGGCAUGGGCGGCGGCUACGGAUACGGCAAGAAGAUGUACUAUUAGAUCUAAGCUGUAACAAAGCUAUACGGACACUUUGGACAUAUCUGGACACUGGAAACAUAACUAUUUUUUAAUUCGCGUUGAGACACCUCAGUUUUAAAUAAAGAUGUGCAUUCCAAACUA